AAAACACCCUCGCCCUGCUGUUCUGCACGCACGCGCUGGUCGUGAGAGCUUGUUCGUGGUGUUGUUGUUUUCCGAGGUCAAACUCUCAUCCGCGAGGACUGGCAGAACAAGAGACGUGAGGUUUGAGAAAGGAAGGGCUGGUCUGACAGGGCGAGGAAUCUAAUCAAGUGAGAAAGAAAAAAAAACAGACUCGAAGAGGGCGAAGAGAGACGGAGGCCAGGGGAACGCCUCGCCAGGAAAUUACCGGUCGCUGGCGGAUGCCCUGGAACCAGGUGUGGAUUGGGGUGGUCUGCGCGCGCUGCUGCUAGCAUCCCAUCAGGGUUAAGUGGAGGGGCCUGCCGUGUACCUUGGCCACCUGGUAAUUUGACCACGCCCUGCGGCCCCCUGUCGCUCACCAACAGCACCACACCUGCAGCACCCAACACCCACGGGUGAUGAUGGAUCACCAUCACCAACCCCGACCCACCAUCGACCACCGACCAUCGACCAUCGACCCUCACCCUCCACCCUCCACCAGCCCAGUGCCCUUCCCGUUGCCGAGACGUCCGGUGCGCUUCCGGGGCUGACUGAGGGGGGUCAUGAUUCCAUCAUUAUUCAGCUUUAUCAGCUUCAUCAGCGUCACUUGAGCACAGCGGGCUAUCUCUACACCGGCCUCCUUCACCCUGCAUUAGCAGCAUAUCCCAAUUUGGAGAUGGUGAUAAUACACGCUGUAAAAAUCUGAUGCUGGUCUGGUCUUGUAUCCCGCCGUCCGUGGAUCUCUUGAGGGCGUCCCGCCAAUCGGGCUCCUUGUUUGCCCGCUCCCAGUGGCACUCUCUCGUGCUGUCACUCCCAGAGCAGCAUAGCGCCAUCGUGAAGAGGCACAGAGAACCUCAGAAAUCUUUCAGGGUCAGGGUCAGGGCAUGCUCCCAAGACAAAGACACCAACAAAACUGCAGUGGUUGGAGAAGAUGGAGAACCCAAAAGGAAGUGGCAUGACCGAACGAGCGGUGUACAGUUUUACAAAACAGUUUCCACUGGAAAGCUGGGAGCGUCGCAUGCGUUAAUAUAAUUAUACGCGGAUGAGGUGAGCGGGCAGUGAUCGGUGAGCACCGCCGAAUACUUCGGGGCUAUAAAAGCUUGGGGAGGGGCUUGGUCUUCCCCAGGUGUACGCACUCUGUACUUCUCGCUCUACUCUCGGAAUCAUUCUCCGGCAGAGAAAUGCUUUUUUUGCUCUCGAAAGACAAGAUCAAGGAAAAGACACAAGCUUAAACUUUUGGAGAUGUCGUUCGAACAUAUGGAAAGUCAAAGCAGCCGCUGCGGGUUAAACAGACCGGUACCUGCAUGAAAAGCUGCCGAGUGUGGAAGGGAUGCCGCCGCUUGCAUCAUCCGUUCAGUGGCCCGACCCCCGACCUCCGGUUUGCGCUGCUUGUUGUCUCGCCUUGCUGGAGCUUUCUUCUCUGGUUAUCCCUCGGGUGUCGUGUGGCAAGCGUCGGCUUUCGCCGGACUCGGUCCAGUCGUUUUAGGGUCGGGAUCGAAGUUUAGAGAGAGAAAGAGAGCAACGCCAGGAAGAAUCCGCGGGGCACUUUUCCAUUCCCCGUUGCUGGAUUCCCCCCAUUGAGUAGUACAUCAGGGUCAUCAACAACUGUUUUGCUUCAUCGUUCUCUUUGUCGGUUUCAAAUUGUGGAUUUGUCCAACACCGCCACUCCAUUCGUUACUACACAUUGUGUCGUUCCAUCAUAUCGCCUUUCCAAGUUUGCCGGAUAUCCCCCAAUUUUUUCAAGGAAAAAGAAGUGGUGGUGGACACAAUGACGGCAUCGGAGCUCUGGAGACAUUCUGACCCUGAGGGGACCCAGAUGUGGAAGUUUCUGCAGCACGUAAACUCCAAGUAUGGACUGUCGUUGGCUGAUUAUCCCGAUCUCUACAAGUGGUCAGUCGACAAUGUGGCCGACUUUUGGGGGGACGUGUGGCAUUUUGCCGGCAUCAAGGCUUCCAAGCCAUUUGAUCAGGUCCUGGCUCCUGAUGCCCCCAUGUUCCCGAGGCCCGACUUCUUUGCCGGUGCCCGUCUGAACUUUGCCGAGAACCUCUUGUUCCCAGCCAACGCCGAUGUCGACGAGGAUGCCGUCGCCGUCAUCACCGCUACGGAGGAUGACAAUGCGUUGACGGAGACAACAUGGGCCGAGCUCCGCGAUCAAGUACGCAGGUGCUCCAAUGCUCUCCGUGCUGCUGGAGUGAAAGAAAACAGUGUCGUUGCUGGCUUCGUGGCCAACCACGUCCAGGCUCUCGUCGCCUUGCUCAGUGCUGCCACCCUCGGUGCGAUUUGGACUGGCAUCAGCCCUGACAGCGGCGUCAGCGCUGUCCUCGACCGUCUCGUUCAGAUCCGCCCCCAGGUUCUCUUCUCCGACAACGCCACCAUCUACAACGGCAAAGAAUGGUCCGGCAAGGCUAAGACGCUCGAAAUCGUCGAGGCUCUCAAGCAACACGGUCUCGAAACCGUCGUCAUCAUCAAAGGCCUCCCCAACUUUGAGACCGGCCUCGAUGAGUUCCGCAACCUGGGCGUCAGAGCAGAGGAGCAUGACUCCUUCCUGUCUUCCUCUGCCGACCACCCUCUGGUCUUCACCCAACUUACCCCAUCCCACCCCCUCUACGUCCUUUAUUCGUCCGGCACCACCGGCCUCCCCAAGGCGAUAGUCCACACGGCAGCCGGCACCCUCCUCCAGCACAAGAAGGAACUCUACCUCCACUGCUCCUUGUCCCCAGCCUCGAGGAUGCUGUACUUCACCACCACCUCCUGGAUGAUGCACCACUGGUCCGUCUCUGCCCUCUCCUGCGGCGCCUCGUUGGUUCUCUACUCGGGCAGCCCCUUCAAACCGAACGGCUACCUCUCCCUCCCCAUCCUCCUCUCCAAGCUGAAGGUAACCCACUUUGGCACCUCAGCCGCGUACCUCACCACCCUCGAAGCGAACAGCGUCAUCCCUAUUGCGUCAGAGCACAACCUUGACCUUUCUCGACUGGAGGCAAUCUACUCCACCGCCUCCCCCUUACCCCCCUCAACCUUUUCGUUUGUGUAUCAAGCUUUUCCCUCUCGUGUCAACCUGGCGAGUAUCACAGGCGGAACAGACAUCAUCUCCCUGUUUGGGGCCCCCUGUCCUUUACUCCCCGUCAAGGUUGGGGAGAUUCAGUGCGCGGGACUUGGGAUGGCGAUUGCGGUCAUGGACUCGGCGUCUUCAUCCGCCGAACCGGAGCUGGUCACGACUGAAGGGGAAGAAGGCGAUCUGGUCUGUCUCAAGCCGUUUCCUUGCCAGCCUUUAACCUUUUUCGGCCCUGCUGGACAGGACAAGUACCGCUCUGCGUAUUUUGAGAGGUUUGGGGAGAACAUCUGGCAUCACGGGGAUUUUGUCAAGAUUCCUGACUCGAAAACGGGGGGGUUGGUCAUGUUGGGGCGGAGUGAUGGGGUGCUAAAGCCGGCGGGGGUUAGGUUUGGGAGUGCGGAGAUUUAUAAUGUGCUGACGAGACAUUUCGGGGGGGAGGUGGAGGACGCGAUUUGUGUGGGGAGGCGGAGAGAGAGGGAUAGGGAUGAGACGGUUUGUUUGUUUGUUGUUAUGAAAGAAGGGAAAGGGUUUGAUGAGGGGGUUAGGAGGCGGAUUGGGGAGGUGGUGAGACGGGAGCUGAGCGCGAGGCAUGUGCCGGGGGUGAUUGAGGAGGCGGGAGGGGGGGUACCGAAGACGGGGAAUGGGAAGAAGAUUGAGGUGGCGGUGAAGCAGAUUUUGAGCGGGAUGCAGGUGAGGACGAAUGCUAGUGUUGCUAAUCCGGAGGCGUUGGAGUGGUUUAAGGGGUGGGCCAGGAGGGAGGAGGAGAGGGAGAGGUUGCCCAAUUGAUGGGGAUGAUGACCUGAUGUAGGAAUGGGCUGUUUUGAUAUUGUGUCUAGGUAUGAAUAGAUUGACAUUGAAGCAAAUGGCUGGCGGGCUGUAGAAGGACAACCUCGACGGGAGGUUCAGAGAGCAAUCAACUUGGGCUGGUUUUAAACUACACGUAUGAAAAUGGCAUAGUAUAAAAAGGCAUGAUUUGUUUUGGCAGGGGCCAGAGUUGUUCUGCUUGCUCGUCGAAACUCAUCAAAAUUAAAAUCUAGCCAUGCCACUCCCAAGCUGGACUUUGAAGCAUUAUCAAUCCACAUUAUUGCUAGCAAAGCUUGUACCUUGCAUGUCGUAUUCAUAACCACCAUUCAAUCAUAGACCUCAUGACCCAAAGGAAAGAUUAUGAAAAGAUUGACCCCUGGGAAAAAAAGAAGAAAGUUUUGACCACUACCCCCCGCUUAUGCUCAUCAAACACCAAAAACACCUC
Molecule: messenger RNA, 4316 nt
Organism: Podospora bellae-mahoneyi
Lineage: Eukaryota; Fungi; Ascomycota; Sordariomycetes; Sordariales; Podosporaceae
Exons: 3
Coding region: 1784-3853 (689 amino acids)
Biological process (GO): lipid metabolic process
Molecular function (GO): acetoacetate-CoA ligase activity
Source: RefSeq, a predicted model, not a curated record